ACAAAACCGUAAUUUUAGUAAUGGCGGAGAAAAGUUGGACAAUAACAUCUUCACUUUCCAAUAACUUCGUUUAUUUAAGUUACAGUAGAUAGUUUUUUCUAUACAGGCUUUGUGUUUGUUAUAUAAAAGAAGCAUCGUACCUGUGGGCUUAUUCAUCAAUAUCCCGAAAAAUUGCAUUUACAUUGGAUUGGUCUUGUUUAUAAUGUUUUAUAAUUUUUUAUCUUAGAAUCUUCACAUAGUGGUACAGAGAAAAAACAUUCAUUUACUACAGCUCAUUCCUUGUUUCGUGAUGAAAAAUUGCCAGCUUAGUGUUGAUAGAUAGCUAUGGCGAAUUUGAAUUUCACAAGAAAUAUUGGAGGCAACAGCCUCGGUAGACCAGCUAGUGUUGGUUUUGGAAAUAAUUCGAUGUCUGGGCAUGUAACCCCCGUCUUUGGUCAGAGAGCUCCAGCUGAGAGGAGAGGAAUCCCAGCAAUGGGGAAUACAAGCCAAAUGGGCAAUGUCAAUACAUUAGGAGGUUAUAAUUCCUUUAACGCAGUGUUUGGCUCAGGUGAUGCAAACACCCCGUCCCUGUUAGAUUUGAGCGAAUUUCCCUCAUUGACCAACAGGAGUUCUGGCGACAACGUUCCUCAGCCUAGUCCGAUGCCGGGGGCCAAACCCUACGUUGGAAUGGUUAAGCAACCGACCUCUGAAUCGAGUGAGUUCACCAUGUCAUCGGAAGAUUUCCCAGCACUACCAGGCACGCAAGUACGUGAUAGUACGUCGCCCGGGGGCAGUACAAUUGUAGACAAGCAGAAUAAUGGCGGUGGGGGCGACGGUUCUAGUACGAGGGAAAAUGAAAAGGGGAGUUCAAAGACAGGUAUCCAAACAUAUCCCGAUGGGAGGGUAACGAAUAUUCCUGGCAGUAUGGUGAGCGACCAGUUCGGCAUAGUCGGUCUCUUGACAUUCAUCAGGGCGGCCGAGACCGAUCCAGACCUAGUAUCGCUUGCGCUCGGGCAAGACCUAACGGCGCUCGGACUGAAUCUCAACUCUCCGGAGAACCUCUACCCAAGUUUCGGCGGACCGUGGGCAGAGUUUCCCUGCAGACCUCAAGACAUCGAUUUCAACGUUCCUCCAGAGUACAUCAUCAACCACGCGAUCAGAGACAAACUGGCAUCGAUGAAGUUGAGCCGAUAUAAAGACGAUUUACUAUUUUUCAUAUUUUAUAAUAACGUCGGUGAAGUACUUCAGAUGAUGGCAGCUAGUGAAUUAUACGCGAGGGAGUGGAGGUACCACAUAGAAGAGAAAGUGUGGAUAACGCAAGUUCCGGGUAUGGUCUUGAUAGAAAAAACAUCGACGUACGAACGAGGCACCUACUAUUUCUUCGACGCGCAAAAUUGGCGGAAGGUGGCCAAGGAAUUUCAUUUAGAAUACAACAAACUGGAGACAAGGCCUUCCUCGAAUUUCACCGCCCACAUAUACGGAUGAAAGGCUGAUUUCCCAUGACUCUGCCCAAUAUAAAUAAAUGAAAAGUGUAUAAAUUAUAUGCAUUGAUUCGUUAGAUGUAAGAAAAGUGGACCUAUAAUGGAAUAAUCACGUUAUGAUUGUUCCAUUUGUGGAAUCGGAUAAGUAUUAAAUUGAAAAGGCGUUAAAAGUUAUAUAUCUAUACACAUUUUCAUUUUAUUUGUAAAUUAACUGUAAAAUAUUAAUAAAUAAUAAUAUGAUUACUUA
Molecule: messenger RNA, 1707 nt
Organism: Harmonia axyridis
Lineage: Eukaryota; Metazoa; Arthropoda; Insecta; Coleoptera; Coccinellidae
Gene: Rga
Product: CCR4-NOT transcription complex subunit 2
Exons: 5
Coding region: 325-1464 (379 amino acids)
Biological process (GO): nuclear-transcribed mRNA poly(A) tail shortening; regulation of stem cell population maintenance; regulation of DNA-templated transcription
Cellular component (GO): P-body; CCR4-NOT core complex
Source: RefSeq, a predicted model, not a curated record